This is a messenger RNA of Carlito syrichta (Philippine tarsier), 519 nucleotides long. It is a transcript of the gene EDN2, whose product is annotated as endothelin 2. The transcript has 5 exons. Gene Ontology annotation, biological process: vein smooth muscle contraction; regulation of vasoconstriction; intracellular calcium ion homeostasis. The annotation marks the transcript as partial. Lineage: Eukaryota; Metazoa; Chordata; Mammalia; Primates; Tarsiidae. Gene Ontology annotation, cellular component: extracellular region. Gene Ontology annotation, molecular function: hormone activity; endothelin B receptor binding. The record is from RefSeq and is a predicted model, not a curated record.
ACCUGGAUGGCCUUGCUUCUGUCUCUUCUCCUUCCUGUGCGUGCAGGGAAGGGCCAGGCUGCUGCCACCCUGGAGCAUUCGGCGCCCUCAGCCCAUGUCCUGGGCGCCCACCUGCGGCCACGCCGUUGCUCCUGCAGCUCCUGGCUCGACAAGGAGUGUGUCUACUUCUGCCACCUGGACAUCAUCUGGGUGAAUACUCCCGGAAAGACAGCUCCUUACGGCCUGGGAAACCCGCCAAGACGCCGGCGCCGCUCCCUGCCAAAGCGCUGUGAGUGCUCCAGCGCCAGGGACCCCGCCUGUGCCACCUUCUGCCAUCAAAGGCCCUGGGCCGAAGCCGGAGCAGUCCCAAGCCACGAGUCCCUUGCAGAAGUGUUCCAGACUGGCAAGACAUGGGCCACGGCAGGAGAGCUCCUCCAGAGGCUGAGGAAUGUUUCUGCAGUCAAAAUCCGCUUUGCCAAGCGACCGCAAGAGGCAGCGAGGAAGCCCAGGUCCACACACUCCAGGUGGAGGACAAGAUAG